Molecule: messenger RNA, 2511 nt
Organism: Esox lucius (northern pike)
Lineage: Eukaryota; Metazoa; Chordata; Actinopteri; Esociformes; Esocidae
Gene: dctn2
Product: dynactin 2 (p50)
Exons: 14
Coding region: 270-1487 (405 amino acids)
Biological process (GO): mitotic spindle organization
Cellular component (GO): centrosome; cytoplasm; dynactin complex
Source: RefSeq, a predicted model, not a curated record
GAAAAUGUCGCGAGAUGUUUAGCAUCACUCGAUGCUGGACAAUCGAGCUGUCAUAAUACUCGAUAAUACUGUGCAGUUGUGAAAACAAAAGCUACUUAUGUUAGGGGUUUGUCCGGGUAGCGGUAGAGGGAUUUGUUUGAGUUUUCAUUAAUUUGCUACUACGGAAUAAUAACGUGUCCACACAGUCCAUCGUUACAUCCAAGAUUAGCAUUUUCGCUUUUGUCUACUUAUUCAACGACACCGGCCUCGUCCUUGCAGCUUCAACAACAAUGGCUGAUCCCAAAUACGCUAACUUGCCUGGAAUAGCGUCCAACGAGCCAGAUGUUUAUGAGACCAGUGACCUGCCGGAAGAUGACCAGGCACAGUUUGAGUCGGAGCUGGAGGAGUUGUGCAGCGACAGCGUGGAGAGGAUCGUGGUCAACCCCAACGCAGCCUACGACAAGUUUAAAGACAAGCGCGUCAGCACCAAAGGACUCGACUUCUCAGACCGUAUCAGUAAAAACAAGAGAGUGGGCUAUGAGUCGGGAGACUAUGAAAUUUUAGCGGAGGGCUGUGGGGUGAAGGAGACCCCUCAGCAGAAGUACCAGCGGCUGGUCAAUGAAAUCCAGGAGCUCAGUCAGGAGGUGGAAACCAUCCAGGCUACCACCAAUGACAGCAAUGCAGAGGAGCGUCUGACCCCGGUGGUUCUGGCCCAACAGGCCGCACAGCUCAAACAGCAGCUUGUCUCCGCCCACCUGGACUCUCUGCUAGGGCCACAGGCCCACAUCAACUUGGCUGACCCCGACGGAGCGCUUGCCAAGCGUCUGCUGACCCAGCUAGAGGCAGCGAGGGGCAGUAGGGGGAGCACAGGGGAGGGGAGGGCGCCGGUCGCCUCCAAAGGUCCUGAUGGAGUGGUUCUCUAUGAGCUUCACAGCCGGCCAGAGCAGGAGAAGUUCACGGACGCUGCCAAGAUGGCAGAGCUGGAGAGGCGGCUGGCUGAGCUGGAGACUGCUGUGGGCCCUGGGUCAGACAAACAGGGUCCUCUGAGUGCUGGGGUGCAAGGAGCCAGUCUCAUGGACACCAUGGAGUUGCUUCAAGCUAGGGUCAGUGCCCUGGACUCAGCCACUCUGGACCAGGUGGAGGCUAGGCUGCAGAGUGUACUUGGGAAGAUGAACGAGAUCGCCAAGCACAAGGCAGCCAUUGAAGAUGCUGAUACUCAAAACAAGGUUUCCCAGCUGUAUGACGUGGUGCAGAAGUGGGACGCCAUGGCAACCUCUCUGCCCCAGGUGGUGCAGAGGCUCAUGGCUGUCAAAGAGCUUCAUGAGCAAGCCAUGCAGUUCGGCCAGCUGCUCACCCACCUGGACACCACCCAGCAGAUGAUAAACAACUCCCUGAAGGACAACGGGACUCUGCUUUCCCAGGUGCAGACGACCAUGAAGGAGAACCUCUUGUCGGUGGAGGAAAACUUUGCCGCUCUGGACCAGAGGAUGAAGAAGCUCAACAAAUAAACAUCUUUCUUUUAUUUAAAUGUCUGUCAGGAAGGUUGGGAGAAUGGAGAACUUGGACAAAAUAUUAUUUUCCAUUCUUCUCACCCUGUCUUCAUUUUGUCCUCCAUCUCUGUCUUUUCAAAGCAGAAUGUUUGAUUUAAGUGGGGGGGGAAAUGCUGAUCAUCAAAACUGAAGACCGAAUAUUCUCUGUUCUCCCAUCCCACCCAUUUAUUUCAACCAUUGAAACAUUUUAUUUUGAAUCAUAUGCAAGGCAUUAUGCCAUCCACUACACAAACGCCAUUGAAAUAUUUUGCUCAGGCUGAAAUGCAUGACCAUUAUGCCCACAAUAUUGACACAUGCCACUUCGUUAGUUGUGUUCCCUCCAAAAGUGCGAUCAGACUGAAAUUAUUCUCCAUAAUUUCUCCAAGAUUCAUCCCUAUCCUCUCAGCCUCUUCAGCCACACUAGUCAUCCGUUUGUUGUAUGUUCCACAAAAUGAAUACAGCUUAUCUUAUUUUCUGUUCUUGGCAGAGCCAUAUGUAAAUCAUAGGCUCUAGUCUGGGGGCUUGAGAAGGGUUUAGAACAUAAACCUAGAAGGUGAGAAUAUUUGAAGAGAAACAGGCUUACAACUCAAAAAACAAACAACCAUCAAGUUGCAUCCCAAUUCUCUGUCCCUUUGCACUUGAAGAAAAGGUAUCAAUGAUGUGAAGUGUGAAAAUGCACGCUUAGGUUGCUGCAUGGAGAAUCAAGACUUGCAUCAUCAUCCAUCUAUAGUCUUAUUGGUGCAAUUCAGCAGCAGGAACCCUUACUGUAGCUGUUCAUUGGAUGCCUGAAGUACUGAAGGGAUGCUUGUAAAUAUGCCUCUGUACCUUAAAUGUUUCUUGCUCAGUUGCUUGUAACUACUGUGUUGUGACUGAGACUAAAAUGCCACAGACAAAAUGCUUUUAAUCUACUGCAUUGACUGUCAUUGUCUACAAUGGACUGUAUUGAACCUGAUCCAGUCUGUGGUGACGGAAAAUCAUCAAAAUAAAAUAUGCUUUCACUAAA